GUGUUCGACUUUCUCUAUCACCACAAGCAUGUAUAAAAUCGACGAAAUGUUGAUACUUUUUAUCAGUCCGUAGUGAACCCGUCUAAACAACAUCAAAUCGCCAAUCUUAAUCCAAAAUGCUCAAAAUCAGCACUUUCCUUCUGGUUGCACUCGUUGCAGCCACCUCUGCAUUAAUUCCGUCCCACGAAUACUAUUUCCGACAAAAUUCGCCGUACCAACAACACCGACAUCAACUCGACCUCCAUGAUGAAGCCCAAUCACCAGCUCUCAUCGCCGGAGAAUUCUAUCGAGUUAGACGGUCUCCUCAACAGUUUGAAGAUGUUUAUGAAGAGUACUCUCCAGAAGAAGGUUACGAGUUGGAGCGCGUCAGGCGUUCUCUCCAACCUGGUGGUGCUGGGGUACCCAACGGCCCUCAACAAAAUGGUGGAUGGUCGGUAAACCCCAAUCUUGGACGGGACGAUAGCGGAAACACCAGAGGGAAUGUUGAAGUUAGCCAUAAAGGAAAAGACCACGACUUUAAUGCAGGAUGGGGGAAAGUCAUUCGCGGACCCAACAAGGCCAAACCCACUUGGCACGUUGGAGGAACGUACAGGUGGUGAAGAAAUUUAGCUUUGUAAAACAAUUUAUUUAUUUAUUUAUUUAUUUAUUUACAAAUUACGAAGUUUUUGAACAGGGAAUGUCUUCCUUUGGUUGAUCUGUUACAAUAAGCAGUAGUCCGGUUAUAAUAAUAAACAUGCCUGACCACCAUAUUAAA
Molecule: messenger RNA, 754 nt
Organism: Zophobas morio
Lineage: Eukaryota; Metazoa; Arthropoda; Insecta; Coleoptera; Tenebrionidae
Product: acaloleptin A-like
Exons: 1
Coding region: 117-599 (160 amino acids)
Biological process (GO): defense response to bacterium
Cellular component (GO): extracellular region
Source: RefSeq, a predicted model, not a curated record